AUGACAAGUAUUCUUCAAAAGCUGCGAAAUGCUUUUUAUCAGAAAACAAAACCGACAACGAUGAAACUGGGCCUCUUGUUAGUAUCACCAUUAGUUGCUGGGUCUGGUUUGCUUUUUUGGUAUGUGAAGUACGCAAGAAGCAAACAGGAAGCUGAUGAUUCAUUUAAAGACCCUGAAUUUACUGGAUUCACUCUUACCCACUUUCCAGUGCGUAAACCAGAUAGCAUUUCUGAGUCAUCUGGAUACUUCGUCCUACCAAAAGACAUAGCGAAAAUGGCUGAAGAAGCAAAACUUAAGCUAUCUGGUCACUGGCAUCCAAACGAUGUUAUAGUUGCUAGCUAUCCAAAAUCUGGAACCACUUGGCUAUCGGAGGCAGUAUUUUUGAUUGUCAAUAAGCUUAACUGGGUUAAAGCCUAUUCAAAGAAUUUGGAGGAACGAGUUCCAUAUUUGGAGUAUAUAUGGCCUGGACCAAGCACUAUAGCACGUACACCAGCUCCUCGUGUGAUAAAAACGCAUCUUCCUUUCUAUUUGCUACCUGAAGAGAUUCAACGUGGUGAAUGUGCACGUGUGAUUUAUAUUGUCCGUGAUCCUCGUGAUGUUGUUGUUUCCUACUACCAUUUUGCCAGAUGCUUUACUCCAGCUGGUUAUCAAAACUUAGAAGGUUUGAAUGGAUUUGUGAACAGAUUUUUGAAUGACAAACUGCCUUACAGUCCUUGGUGUGAACAUGUGAAAAGUUACCAUGAAGCUGCAAGUAGUAAAUUUACCGACAAAAAGCCAACAGACGCGCUCAAACCAAAAGCGACAUUAAAACUUAUCGAAGAAUUUAUCCAUGAAACAUGGAUUGAUGAUGAUAGAUCAGACUGUUUAUCUCGACCAAAACGGCUGACAACUAGUCAGAUAGCUGAAUUAGCUGAACACUGUUCAUUUGAAAACAUGUCUAGAAAUCGAACAACAAAUUUUGAGUGGAUGAAAGAAGUAGGAUUAUGGUCAGCAGAAGGAGGUAUAAGAUUUAUGCGUCAUGGUCAAAUUGGUGAUUAUCAGACAACUUUGACUACUUCACAAGUGGAACAAAUUGUACACAAGGUGAAUUCAGCUGGUCUACAAUGGACAUUAGCAAAAAGCUUGAGCACCUGA
Molecule: messenger RNA, 1134 nt
Organism: Trichobilharzia regenti
Lineage: Eukaryota; Metazoa; Platyhelminthes; Trematoda; Strigeidida; Schistosomatidae
Source: the annotation of a GenBank genome assembly